AAUUAAAACCGCACGAGGCGUAGACAACAAGACCUGCGCGUUACCUCGCAUUGCGGUACAAGCGUAACAAGCGCCAAUUAGACGACGCAAUAUCGUGUAAAAGCGACGACGACGACGACGACGACGACGACGACUUUUUCAGCUGUUAAACAGCGGCGACUGAAACAUCAUGCCAAACGAAAGGAAGCCCAGUAGUAUCGCCUUCGCCGUUGAGGAACUCGAAGUGCCGCCAGAGAAAAGCAAGGCCAAGAAAAAGUGGUGGAGCAGAGGGAAAUUCGCCGCCGCAGUAUGCGCCUUCCAGGUUCUCUUCUUCUGUCUAUUCAUCUCAUUCGCGAGAUACGGAGAACAGGCUCGGUCUGCGUACGUGCGACAUGACGAUGAAGAGAGUCCGGAGCAGAUCGCUCAGUACUACGCCAUGUUUCAGGAUGUGCACGUGAUGAUCUUCGUUGGCUUCGGCUUUCUAAUGACGUUCCUCAAGCGUUAUGGAUACUCCAGCGUCGGUAUCAACUUUCUCAUCGGAGCUUUCGUCCUGCAGUGGGCCACACUGAUGAUUGGCUUCUUCGGUAGUUUGCCGACCACCGGCUACAUAGACAUCAACAUAUACACGAUGCUGAGCGCUGACUUUGCUGCUGCUGCCGUCCUGAUCUCGUUCGGUGCCGUGCUGGGAAAGCUCAGUCCGCUACAACUACUCAUCAUGACCUUCAUCGAGGUCGUACUCUUCCAGCUGAACGAGCAUAUCGGCAGAGAGUAUCUUCACGCACUCGAUGCUGGAGACUCGAUGUUCGUUCACAUGUUUGGAGCUUACUUCGGUCUAGCCGUGGCGCGAGUGACCUUCCAUCGGGACGUAGAGAAAUCGACGAAAGAAGAGGCUGUCUAUCACUCGGAUUUGUUCGCCAUGGUCGGGACGGUGUUCCUGUGGAUCUUCUGGCCAAGCUUUAACGCAGGAGCGCUAGCAGGAGACGAUAGACAUCGAGCCGUCAUCAACACCUACUAUUCCAUCGCAGCCUGCUGCGUGUUCACGUUCGCCAUCUCCUCUCUCGUCGACAAGAAGAACAAGUUGGACAUGGUUCACAUCCAGAAUUCGACUCUCGCUGGCGGCGUGGCAGUCGGUGCAUGUGGUAACAUGAUGAUACAACCUUGGGGCGCCAUCUUGAUCGGAAUGGUAGCUGGCUCUCUCUCCGUCGUCGGCUACAAAUUUCUAACGCCUAUGAUGAACAGCAAGCUAAAGAUUCACGACACCUGCGGAGUGCAUAAUCUUCACGGGAUGCCCGCCAUCUUGGCGGCAUUUGCUAGUGCCGUAGCCAGCGCCAUCGCGUCGAAGGAAGUGUACGGAGACGGUUUAUACGACACGUUCCCCGCCCUCGCCCCGGUGACUAACGUGACUGGAGGACAUGGCGAACAUGGAGGCAUGGGAUGGACAAGUGGUAUCCAAGCCGGCCACCAGAUGGCAGCCAUGGGCGUGACGCUCUGUAUCGCAAUAAUCGGUGGAACCACCACAGGAUUCCUGCUUCGGAUUCCCGUUUUUGAUGCUCCACGAAAUAACCAGAUCUUCGACGACGAUCAAUUCUGGGAGGUACCGGAACCGGAAAUCGUCAUGCAUCCAUCAGACAAUAAUCAGGAGCGCCAACCUCUUGACGUUUCCAAGAUGUAAUAUCAAGAUGUUAACAAUAAUCUAAUAUUUGCUCAACUUAUAAUCUAAUAUAACGCAUCAAGAUCUAGCGUUUAUACACAGCACCGCGUGCUGCUGCUGAUGGCGAUGAUGAUGACGUGUACGUAGGAACAUCCGCUGUUUAGUAACGACACCAGAAGGCAUUGACACCGCUAAUAUUCGCGCGUGCAUAUAACAUAUUAAUUAUCAGCUAACGGGUAAUUAGUAUUAGCGUAGUAACCGAGUGCAAUACUUCUAUGUUACAAUGUAUAUAUCUCACAAACGACGCUUGUUUGCAUAGUUAUAAUCAUGUCAAGCGUGAAUAGUACAGAACUUUUUUGUUUUUAUUCACUAUUCGCACGUGCACGAUGGUCGUUUUAUAUCAAAUGCCGUUCGUAAUAAUUGCAUAAGAGAGAGGCGGGGUGGGUCCAUUUCUCUAGGUAAGAAAAUAUUCUAGUUUCCAGUGCAGCAAUUUGUAUAACAAUGCGUCUAAUUUCUUACAACGUAAAAUACGUAGCUAUAUUUAAUAUCGAAUGACAUAACAUUUUUACUUAAAUACGCGUCACCUAUAAUAUUUUGUUAAAGACGAGUUUAAAACUCAAUAAACUGUAUAGCGUUUGCUUGCUGCUGUUAAACUGAUAUGACGCAACGCCACUCACAGACGCUCACGAAUACACAGGGUAGUGUACUUAGACGCGAAAACAAACAUCUGGGGUUUUACAGAGCGUUAUUAUCAGGGGUUAAUAACGACAAAUUUGUCAUUAUUACGUAAGUAUAUAAUUAUUUAUAUGUACUAUGUAAUUAUGUAAAAUUUGUCAUUAUUAACCCCGUUAUUAUGUUCGUCCAAAACCCAUCAUAACAGUUAGCUGUGCUGUGAUAAAGGGAUCCCACCACGGACACAGCUAGCGGGGGUAGGGGGGGGGUUAGAGGGGAGGGGGAAGGGAGUUACUGCUAGACCAAUGUAUAGAUUACCUGGAGUAUAUGAAUAGUUAAUUACACCUGAUAUUAUCAGGAGUGUCAUAACAUAGAUCUAUAGAUCUAUAGAUUUGAUAUAUAGAUAAUAGUCUAUUAUGACGCUUCUGAUUAUUAUUCCACGACAAUUAGCGAACUGUCCACGGUCUACCAAGAACCCAAACUGUAUAUGGCUUUGCCCCCUCCCCCCCCAGCAGAACAGGCAAGGCGAGUUAUCUACGAGCCCUGGAUCCUGGGGUCAAAGGAUGGGAUCCACAUACACGAUUCUCUUCGCACUCAGUGUGACUUUAACGUGACGUGUGUGUGUGUGUGUGUGUGUGAUUUUAACGCUCAGCAAGACUCAUGAAUCAAAGUAGCAAAUUGGGAAAUUAGGAAAUAAAAGAUGCUUUUUUUGUACCAAACUUCAA
Messenger RNA from Priapulus caudatus, 3027 nucleotides. Its product is annotated as ammonium transporter Rh type B-B-like. The transcript is spliced from 9 exons. NCBI's taxonomy places the organism in Eukaryota, Metazoa, Priapulida, Priapulimorpha, Priapulimorphida, Priapulidae. Gene Ontology annotation, biological process: ammonium transmembrane transport; ammonium homeostasis. Gene Ontology annotation, molecular function: ammonium channel activity. Bases 170 to 1651 code for a protein of 493 amino acids. Gene Ontology annotation, cellular component: plasma membrane. The record is from RefSeq and is a predicted model, not a curated record.